GUCACUACAACAGUCUACAAUUCUUCAGGUCUACAUCUUAUCUUUUACACAACCAAAGUUUAACAGAAAAUCAAGAAGCCCUGAAGCUCAAAAACCCUACAAGCCCCUCCCAAAACAUGCUUCUACAACCCACAACCACCGUUAAACUCCCACAUCAAAAAACUGAGAACCAUGUCUCUUUUUCAUCGUCCCUCUCUUAUUCACUCUCUUUUCCAUCUGGGUUUUGCAAUUUGGGUGGUUUUACUAAACCCCUCAUUUGUUCAAAGAAUCAUUUAGUUAUUAGCUGUUCCUCAACAUCGCAGGUGCAUAGCUAUGGAACUGUUGACUAUGAGAGGCGGCCAAUAGUGAAAUGGAAUGCUAUUUACAAAAGAAUAUCUAUGAAUGAUGGUCCAGAAAGAGGCUCUGUUAGUGUGUUGAAUCAGUGGGAGAAUGAGGGGAAAAAGGUUACAAAAUGGGAGCUUUCUAGGGUCAUUAAGGAGCUAAGGAAGUUUAGGCGUUAUAAACUGGCUCUUGAGGUGUAUGAGUGGAUGAACAAUAGACCAGAGAGGUUUAGACUAACCACCAGUGAUACUGCUAUUCAGUUAGACCUGAUAGCAAAAGUACAUGGAAUAUCAAGUGCUGAAGAAUACUUCGUCAAGUUGCCAGACACCUUAAAAGAUAAGCGGAUAUAUGGUUCUCUUUUAAAUGCCUUUGUGCGGGCCAGAAAGAAGGAACAAGCCGAAUCUUUACUUGAUAAAAUGAGAAACAGAGGCUACACUGAUCAUGCUCUUCCAUUCAAUGUGAUGAUGACACUCUAUAUGAACCUUAAAGACUACGACAAGGUUGAGUCAGUGGUUUCAGAAAUGAAGGAGAAACAAAUUCCAUUAGAUAUAUAUUCCUACAAUAUCUGGUUAUCAUCUUGUGGAUCUCAAGGAUCCAUAGAAAAAAUGGAAAAAGUACUUGAACAAAUGAAUCUGGACACUGAUAUCAAUCCAAAUUGGACUACAUUUAGCACUAUGUCUACUAUGUACAUUAAGUUGGGACAGUUGAAAAAAGCUGAAGACUCUUUGAAAAGUGUUGAGAGCAGAAUCACAGGUCGUGAUCGAAUUCCAUAUCAUUAUCUCAUCAGCCUCUAUGGUAGUCUUGGUAAAAAGGAAGAGGUUCUCCGGAUCUGGAAAACCUACCAAUCGCAGUUUCCAAAUAUUCCAAACCUGGGUUAUCAUUCUGUCAUAUCUUCUCUGGUCAGGUUGGAUGAUAUUGAUGGUGCAGAAAAGAUAUAUGAUGAGUGGCUACCUGUUAAGGUGCACUACGAUCCUAGAAUAGGAAAUCUUUUGCUGGGUUUUUAUGUGAGGAAGGGUUUUGUGGACAAGGCUAGUGCUUUCUUCGACCAAAUGAUUGAAGCAGGAGGAAAGCCAAACUCAAUGACAUGUGAGAUCCUUGCCGAAGGCCAUAUCAGGGAACGGAGAAUAUCUGAGGCUUUGUCAUGCUUGAAGGAUGCUGUUUCAACUGAGGGAUCAAAGAGCUGGAGACCGAAACCUGCAAAUGUAUCUUCCAUUCUCAGGCUUUGUCAGCAGGAAGAGGAUACACAAAAUAAAGAAGCCCUAUUGGUGGUGUUGAAGCAAGUUGGGUGUCUUGAUGAUGAAAAGUACAUGUCAUAUAUUCCAUUAUCAAAUGGUACAUUUACCAGUAGUGAGCCAGAAAUAGAGAAGGAAACAUCUGAAAAUGAUGAAGGAUCUGACAUACUGCUCAACCAAUUGCAAGAAGACUUGUGAGACUUUUUCACUCAUUUCGAAAUGCAACUAUUUUUCCUGGUACACACCAUUGGCGAUAAUGCCUCAUGAAAUUGGAUUUUUGGUACAUGGAUGCUCGAGUAAAGCAAGAGUCUGUGUAGAGCUGAGAAGCAAGACAUUCAUGAUAAACACAUAUCUACUGAUUUUGGUUUCUUUUCUUAGGUUUAUGAAUAUCCAUGCCGCUAUAUAUGUAGUUUAUUGAACAUCAAGUAGAAGUGUAUUAUUUUAGCUUCACCAAUCAAUACACAUGUUUUCCCAGGGGUGUCAGUCACAGAAGUGUGUUGCAGGUUUAUUUGUAAAUAUGAUGAAUUUUGCAUUAAUCAAUCUAUUUGAGGUUAAGAUUUCA
Solanum dulcamara is the source of this 2115-nucleotide messenger RNA. Its product is annotated as pentatricopeptide repeat-containing protein At1g02150. The record is from RefSeq and is a predicted model, not a curated record. Bases 117 to 1751 code for a protein of 544 amino acids. NCBI's taxonomy places the organism in Eukaryota, Viridiplantae, Streptophyta, Magnoliopsida, Solanales, Solanaceae. Gene Ontology annotation, molecular function: protein binding. The transcript is spliced from 2 exons. Gene Ontology annotation, cellular component: mitochondrion.